Zonotrichia albicollis (white-throated sparrow) is the source of this 1961-nucleotide messenger RNA. The record is from RefSeq and is a predicted model, not a curated record. Lineage: Eukaryota; Metazoa; Chordata; Aves; Passeriformes; Passerellidae.
CUGUUGGCUGAAGUCAGUGAACCUGGACCAGGCUGUUGUCUCACCAUUGCCAACAGGCUCUUUGGAGAAAUUACUUAUCCAUUCUUUCAGGUAAGGGACUGUGGUCUCCCUUGUAACAGCUCCUGGGAGUGAGGAACUCAGCAGAAUGUUUUCCAUCAUGAAGCACAAAGGGACAUAUGCCUUUUUUACCAAUUUCUUUCUUGCUGAUCUACUACAUGGAACUAUCCUGAAGCCAUUAAAUUAUCUAUCUUAUAAAAAUGAUCACAUCGCAAAAAACUUCUGCAAUUUGUACUUUCCAGCAAUACUUGGAUUCCACAAAGAAAUUCUAUCGAGCAGAACUGGAACCAGUAAAUUUUAAAUACACUGAAGAAGAAGUCAGAGACAAAAUUAACUUCUGGGUUGAAAAUGAAACAAAAGGUAAAAUCAAAGACCUAUUUGCUGCUGGUUUUAUUGAUCCCUCUACUGUACUUGUCCUGGUCAAUGCUAUAUAUUUUAAAGGAAAGUGGGCUGUAGAAUUUAAGAAAGAAGACACUAAGGAAGCAUAUUUCCACCUGAACAAGAACGAGAGAAGGAAAGUGCAGAUGAUGUUUCAAGAAGGAUAUUUUAACAUGGCCAUCAUAGAGGAACUGAAAACAAAAGUCCUAGAGCUCCAGUACUUCAAUAAUGAACUGAGCAUGUUCAUUCUUCUUCCUGAAGAUGACUGUGAGGACUUCACUGGCCUAGAACAGCUUGAAUGUGCCCUCACCUAUGAAAAACUGGCAGAAUGGACGAGCUUGUCUACGAUGCAACCACUGAGAGUGAAGGUGUACCUGCCCCAGUUCAAGAUGGAGGAAAGUUAUGUUCUCAACAAUACUCUCCAGGAGAUGGGAGUAAUGAAUGUUUUUGACUGGGGAAAAGCUGAUUUGUCGGGAAUCUCUAUGAAAGGUGGCUUGGUUGUGUCCAAGGCCAUCCAGAAGACAAUUGUGGAAGUCAAUGAAGAAGGCACUGAGGCAGGCUGUUCCACGGGGCUCCUUGUAAUGCCUCUAUGCUGCCCAGAAACUUGUGAGUUCAGAGCUGACCGUCCAUUCCUCUUCUUCAUCAGACACAACCAAACCAACACCAUUCUCUUCUUUGGAAGAUAUUCCUCUCCUUAAGUGGAGGUUAUAUUGAAAAUUAGAUCAUUCUUCCCACUUAUAUCCCAACUGGCAAGCAAUAAGGAUAAAAGACAAAACAAAAGACAUUUUUCUAGACUUUAUCCUAAAGUCUGGUUUGCUGUAAAUAAAAAGACUAUCUGAGAAGACGCAAAUUAAAGAUAAAACCCUAAACCCCAUGAAUCUUAGGCGUAUUUUACUUUUAGGAGGUCUCAUGAAAAUGACAUCUACCUUAAAAUACAUGAUGAGGUAUUUGCGAAGAAAAUUUUACUUUGAGCUUUUCCUAAUGCAGGAGGGAUCCAACAAACCCAUGAGUUUAGUGCCCUGAAGAUAAGUGAUGCCUUCUCUCACAUGAAGUAGACAGGAGGAUAGGAAUCUGCAUUAAAAGCGUAACCUCAGGCACUUGGUCUCUUUUAGCCUUACCUACCUAAGGUCUCAAGGAACUUUAUAGGGGAGCAUCACGAUGUUCCCCGGAGGCGUCCUAUUAAAUACUGACUGGAGGCAGUGUUUCAAAUUGGAGCUCUCAGGGUUUAUUCUCAGAGAGCAGAGAAGACAGAGGAUUUUCUGGUGUAAUUUUGCUUGCUUUCAAGAAGGGCAGACUAAUUUUUUGGUGAAAAACCCUGUAUAUGUGACCAAGUUUUCCAACUUCCUCAUAACCUCCCACGUAACAAAACCAGGCUUUCAGAAGAAUGGAACAAUUUUCUGACAAGGCCUGCUCUGUGAUGCAGAAAUUAGACACUUAAUUCCCACAUUAAACUUUGAGUAGUGAUCAGCCAUUCUUACUUUUAAGAGCUAGAUCUGUUUGGGCCUCAGGUAGCAUGAGUUUCUUGU